Penicillium daleae is the source of this 636-nucleotide messenger RNA. Its product is annotated as peptide chain release factor family protein. The record is from RefSeq and is a predicted model, not a curated record. Gene Ontology annotation, cellular component: mitochondrion. Gene Ontology annotation, molecular function: translation release factor activity. Gene Ontology annotation, biological process: translational termination. The transcript has a single exon. Lineage: Eukaryota; Fungi; Ascomycota; Eurotiomycetes; Eurotiales; Aspergillaceae. Bases 1 to 636 code for a protein of 211 amino acids.
AUGCUCCGUCCACACCUCUGGCCCCGGAUACACCGGGGCUUUUCAAGCCCACAUACAUCAUACGCUCCAUCUACAUCUUUACUUUCCCGUCGCUCCUUCACCAAAUCACCCAUCCUCCUUUCCAAACCCCUCCCAGCCCGCCUCAAGCUCAACGAUGCCGACCUGACAAUAUCCUACCUAAAAGGCACCGGACCCGGUGGCCAGAAGAUUGUACGCAGCCAGAGAAACCUGAUAUAUGCCCUGCAGAAUACCCCGAAAGUCACACCCCUAACAAACUUCCAGAACAAAACCAACUCCGCCGUCCAAAUCAUCCACGGCCCCUCCGGCAUCGUCGUCAAAUGCCAAGCGACGCGCUCACGCUCGCAGAACGAGAAGAUUGCGCGCUCACUAUUAGCGGAUAAAGUUGAGGCACAGGAGAAAGGAGAUCAGAGUCGGGUUGCGUUGAAGGCCGAGGCGGCCAGGAAGAAGAAGGCUAGUAAAGUUAAGAAGGCGCGGAGGAAGUAUCGGGAUUUGGAGAAGGGUGCUGAGGAGGGGGAGGUUGUGGAUGGGGAUGGGGAUGGGGAUUUUGAUGCGAACGCGAAUGUUGACGCACGGACGACUGAGACAGGCACGUCUGAGAAGAGUCCGUCAACGUGA